AUGCUUCGUCAAGUAACCGGACUGUUCAAAGCUCAAAGUCAAGAAAGCCUUAUCAAGCAGUAUACACAAGAUCUUGCAAGAAUAACGUCCCAGAUACAUGAACUAGAUAAGCGUUUGAAGCAGAAAGACGCGGGAAAGUCGUUGUGGCAUAAACGGUUUUAUUUACAUGGCUCUGGAAUUUUGGCACUUUUAAACGCAGUGCUGUAUGCACAACUUAAUGAUAAACAUUUUGUCAUUGCGUCGCUAAUCAUGUCGGUUGUGAUUAUAAUAGCAUUGAAAUCUGGGGUCGACAGGUGGUACGAUUUCUCCAGACAACGAACAAUGCGGAAAGUGGAACGACUAAGAGCUCAGCACCAGGAAAAGCUGGAAACCCUAAAACAAAAGACACAUUUUUACUCCACCAACUCGCUUAUCAAACGGUUCUCGUCGGGUCAGCAGGAGGAAGAAGACGCUGUGACUCUCAUGGACGAAGAAAUGAAAACGAAAUACGAAGAAUUGAGCAAGUUGAAGCGUGAGCUUGCAGAUUUUCAAAAACAGGGCAAUCCGCACGAAUCGGAAGCGCAGAGGGACAAAUGGUUCGACAAGGUGCUGGACGUAAUAUCAGGCGGGGAGAUGAAGACGGACUCCCAGCUCAAACCAGUGGUGUGUCAAAAAUGUAAAAAGCACGCCGGUAGCUACACUGUUCCAGGCGCAGCUCUUCAGUACGUGUGCCCAUUAUGCAAUUGGCGUUACGACAGCAAGGAACAGGGGCCGCUGAUGGCUAGCGAGAAAAAGAAGGAGCCUGAAAGUGUAGUUUCCAGUGCUCAAAAUCAAAAAGACUCUAACGACUUGAGUUCGAAGCCCAGGUUAAUACCUAAAUAG
Molecule: messenger RNA, 861 nt
Organism: Lachancea sp. 'fantastica'
Lineage: Eukaryota; Fungi; Ascomycota; Saccharomycetes; Saccharomycetales; Saccharomycetaceae
Source: the annotation of a GenBank genome assembly